Saccoglossus kowalevskii is the source of this 1800-nucleotide messenger RNA. RefSeq lists its product as uncharacterized. The record is from RefSeq and is a predicted model, not a curated record. Lineage: Eukaryota; Metazoa; Hemichordata; Enteropneusta; Harrimaniidae.
AUGGCGGCGCCCUGUUCAAAUUUAGAAAGGGUAAUCCAUUUUCUUCUUGAUGUUUGUCAACGAUGUGAAGCCAAACGAUCAGCCACAGAGAAAACAUGUCAAGACUACAGAGUGCUUCUCCGACCGUGGCCUCCAAAAGUGGACCCAAAAAAGAAACGUGCCAAACAACAAUCAGCUUCAGAUGCAGUAUCAAAGUCUGUGCUUCAAAAAGAGCUAGGCCAACAAGAAGCGGAAGAGUUGGCAUUGUUGGAUGCUAUGCUUCAUAGAGCCCAGAAGGCAAGAGAAGUACAGGCUAAGAAUGAAGUCAAAGCUAAAAAGAACAAAACUCUUCCAACAAAACCACUUACUAAAUUGUCAUCGUCGGAUGUGCUGUCAGCAGAGAAAGCAGAAAAUUGUGUGCUAAAUAAUAAGCCCCCAAUUGGCAGUAGUCAUGUAGCUACCAUCUCCAAGCGUACAUUAGAUAGAUUACUAGUAGAUACAAAAUUACAAAGGACUGGUGCUAGUUCAGACAAGAGAACAGGCUCGGCAGCAUCUAAAAAGCCAACAUCGACAAACAAACACAGAGCACCUCAAUAUAAAAAUACUGUCAUCAAGCAACAUUACAAGACUAGCUCUUCUGAAAUCGGAAAGUAUCAGUCGAAGAUGCAGCCUGCAACACAAAGAUUACCAAGUUCAAGGUCAAAUUCUGCAGAGCAAGGAGCUGCCGCAGUCAAAAGAUCUGGAUCGUUAGACAGGCCAGAACACGCAGUCUGUGAAGGACCUCAGCGAUCAAGGUCAGGAUCACUGACUGAUGAUUCAGGCUGUGUGAUUCAAUCAAAUAGUGUUGCACUAAAAGAUAGUGCGACAACAGAUGUUUGUGAUUUAGUAGAACAUCUUCAGAUAAAAGAAAAUCAAAGCAGUGCUCCUUGUCAAAUAGAUUCAGCUUCCAGUGGUUGCCAGGGUGAUUAUGCGGACAAGGAUGACGUUGGAGAAGAAAAAGAAGACGAACCAUUCACCUUGUUAAAAGAUGGAUCUAAUUUGAGUUUCCCUGUCAGAUUCAAAAAGGUGCACUCUGCAAACCGGAAAUUGAAAGAGAAGGCAGCUAGUGUACUCAAGAAGCCUGUUAAAAAAGUAGCAUCAAAUCAUUUCAUCGACAGAUUGGAAACAGACUUUCAAGCUGGAUCUGUGAGUUUAUCCGAGGAAGAGCUGGUAAGAAGAGUUGAUGGACUCAAAUCAGAAUAUGAACAUCUAGUGCAAAUAACAAAUAUGGUGCUUGUCAAUAUGAACAAACUUUCAGAGCAAUCCCCAUGGCAAGAGUUAUAUCAAACUAAAUUUUUGAUUGGUGAGAUCAAGGCAAGAUAUUAUGAAAUGCAGGAAGAAAUACAACAUUUAAUAAUUGGGGAGCAACAAUUAAUUAAUGGAUGUCCAUGUGGUGAUUGUACAUAUGUCCAACAACAUAUGAAUGAAUUGUAUCAGAAACAUACACAACAUCUACUUGUGCCACCAAAGAAUUUUAAUGAAAGUGCAAUAAAACCUCAGAAUGGAAAAAUUGUCAGAGAAAGUACUGAAUAUUUAUUGUAUAACAAUGUUGAACAAUUGAAAAAGAUUAUCACCUUGGAACAUGACAUUGUCGUCUUACAACUUCAGAUACAACUUGAAAAGUUGGUUGCAGAGGAAGUAUUACCCAUACUUCAAGAAUUAAAUCCCAAUGAUACAAGUUACAUACCGUUUUAUCGGAGUGUCUACUCUCUGUUACAUAAUGGUGGACGUGUCUUCCCAGCAAUGAUAAAAGAUACUAUUGAAGAGGAGGAUGAGGAUUGA